Molecule: messenger RNA, 3920 nt
Organism: Blastomyces dermatitidis ER-3
Lineage: Eukaryota; Fungi; Ascomycota; Eurotiomycetes; Onygenales; Ajellomycetaceae
Exons: 2
Coding region: 297-1715 (472 amino acids)
Source: RefSeq, a predicted model, not a curated record
AUUCACCACCUACGUAGAAGUUAGAACGGGGUAGUUUGGGAGCAAGGAAAGAUUUCCUUCUUUUUUAAUAGUGUUAUUAUUAGUAGUAUUUCAUGGGAUCCUUCUUUCAUUUCUCCACACAAGCAAAACCCUGCUAAGCUGCCCGUUUUAGCGCCUCAAAACCCCCACAGGCCACCAUCGGCCGGAGUUAAAUUCAACACACAACCAACCGCGAUCAUAUCAUCGCUCGCCAGUUCCAAAAAGUAUCGAGACAGGAGAUAGAUAACUAAGGAAGAGAACAUACAUACCUAAUAACAAUGAUUCUCCUCCUCCCCCUCAUCACCUUCAUCUUGGGCCUUUUAACAGCACCCGUCCUCAUUCCCUUGCUGGCAGGAAUAUCGGCAAAGCUAGCCUCUCUCUGUUUGAGCACGAGCAGGAGAGUCGUCAAGGAGGACGAUGAUGAUCAAGUAAAAGAGGAGCAUGGCCUCUACAGUCUGGACCAUGGGGUGCUGAAUUUGCCCAGCCUGAUGCCAGAGGAGAUGUGGAUGAACAUGGGAUAUUGGAAGAACACGAAUUCUUUCCCAGGCGCCUGUCGCGCAUUGUUGGAUAAGAUCCUGCAAACAGCAGGUUUUGACGAUGGGGAUUCGACAAACGUUGCUGUCAACGCUGACAGUCUGGUUGCCAGUGCCACUGGUGUGGACUACCCGUCGCGCACAAAUAGUCGGCCCACGCAUACAUCCCAAAGAAGGGAGCGGAACACCGAUAAAAAGACGGCAACAAGCGGAGUAAGGAGGGUUAUACUAGAUGUUGGAUUUGGGUGUGGUGAACAGACUUUGUAUCUGAUGAGGGAAAAAGCGGCCGUUCGCAAGGCACAUGGUGGUUCUGGGGAAGCGGCUGGGUUAAUUUCCCAUGAUGAGAAUGAUGAGAAGGAUGAUGUAGAAACCACGCCGUUAUUUCAGCACUACAUCGGUAUCACCCUCGAGAAGAUGCAAUGUGCAUUUGCACAGUCCAGGGUAGCGGAAGCUGCAAGGAACUGCAAUACCUCUGCGGAUAAAGACAGUGGCUCCUCGCAGGAUUGGGGCAAAAGAAGGAAGCAGCCGAUAGGCGGGGUUGUCGAACUCUUCUGCGGAGAUGCAGCGAAACCACAUGCAUGGUCGGAGGAAAUUCAGCGAUCUAUCUCGACUGCGUUUAGAAAAGGCGAGUAUGCCGAGGAGGGGGGGGGAGAUGAUGGGGGAGAAAAGCCAGCUGAAGAGCGCUAUGUCCUUGGCCUCGAUGCGUUAUACCAUUUCAAUCCCUCAAGACAGGAGCUAUUCGAAUAUUCAUAUUCCACCCUCCAAGCAACCAUACUCGCAUUUGACCUCUUUCUGCCGCCAAAGUCGCACUCCUCAUCACCACUCGAAACAGUUAAAAGGAGCUUAAAUACGUUCGCCCUCCGGUGCCUAACACCGGCCCUGUCUGCUCCAUUUUCAAAUUUCGUAACCAUAGCCGAAUAUAAACGCCUGGUAGAAAAGGCUGGCUAUGGGCCUGAACACAUCACGAUAGAAGAUAUUACGGAAGAUGUAUUUCCCGGGCUCGCGCAGUUUUUUGAAAAGAGAAUACAGGAGAUGAGCGCACUGGGCCUGAAAGGCUUCACCAAGUGGAGGGUUUCUGGAUGGCUGUUUCGUUGGCUUGCCGGUGGACAGGUGCUUAGGGCGGGUGUUGUUGUUGCGAAAUGGAAAGGUAGCCCAGCCGCCUAGGAACCGUAUGAGUACGGAUGAUAGCCCUGGUCUCCGAACCCAGAAUCUGAGGUAUCAAAGUUGCUGAGUGGGGAAGAUUCUCCUAUGGGUGCUUGUGGAUAUGGGAGAUUCAGGUCGCCGGUAUUAAUUUCGGGAGGGAAAAGUUUAUCCCACUCAUUCUAUAGAAGAAAGAAAAAAUACUGUUAGCAAUUCCACGUUUCAUGGGAGGUGGUCUGAGGAAAUUGAGGUCACAGGUUCAGAUAUCGGAGAGGAUCAGGAUCAGGGCGAAACAUGAGAAGGGAAUUAUCAAAUUGGAGAACUGAACCAAUGACGGUGCAAUAUAGAAGCACCAAGUCAAACUUACCCAGUCAAUAUCUAGCAUUGGCAAAUCCUCCUGAGUACCACCCUUGGUGAAACCUUGACCACCAGCCAUCGCCAUUCCACCAACAGGGGGUGGCGGAGGAGCCAAUCCGGCGCUUCCAGACGCAGCGCCGGGAAGGAACCACAACCUUGACGAGCCAGAAUCUUCGGAAGUGGCCUCUGAGUCGAGACUCUGGCCCCGGGCGAGGCGUUGAGCAUAAUCAGGCAUACAGUGGGGAUUAUGGAGUGACUGCAGCGGUCCAUAAAAGAACUGGCCAGAUUGAGCUUGCGAAGGUGUUUCUGAAUAGGCUGGGAGAUGGUGGAACUGAGGUGGUGGCGAUGUCUUCUGCUGCUGUUGCUGCUGUUGCUGCUGUUGCUGCGGCAGCGGCAGUGGCGGCUGCCACUGUGACAUUGACGUGGGUGGGUUACGCAUGUUUGGUUGCUGGUAUGGCUCACUUCUCUGCGGAUAAGCUGUCAUUGGUAGAGCAUGUGAUUGGGAGGGUGGGAAUAGCGUUUGGUUAGUGAUAGGCGCAGUUUGAGGGCCGCCAAGGGUUGAAGUGAUAGAGAUAUACUGCCCUUCAUGUCUCGGUGGCUGACUAGAUUUAGAUGUUUUCACUCCUUCUAGCCUCCGAACACUAGGCCUUGCAUGGAGAUUCGACGCUUCCUGCGUACCCUGCAUGCUGACAGGAAUUCUAAGUUUUCUUCUCUCGCGAUAAUGAACCAUUCUCUGCUGUAAUUGGCCUAGGAUCUCGCGGGCUUUUCGAUCCCGAUGCACCAAGAGUUUAUGUCUGUUGUUCGCUGAGUACUUCUCUUGUCCAGGUUCGUAGGGGGAAGGUGUCGUCUCAAAAGCAUAGUACAAACAUCGCCAGAUGCGAUCGGAUUCCUUGCGCAGCGGAUGUUGGUGAACUUCUACGAGGAGUAGGAAGGCAGUGUGCCAUUGGUUGAAUGCGCCUAGAGACCAUGUCCACUUUGUGUAUUCUGAGUUUGUUUCGAGCUCAAUCGCAUCCUCCAGCUGUUGCGUACCACUUGUUAUUAUGAUUUGCCUUAGGCGAUCUGGAACAACCAGGUCCAUGCUGUUAUGGUAGCGAUGCAAUAAUGCGAUGUAUGAACGAUUGAGAUAAAACGACAGAAGAAGCUGAGCAGCCUUUUGUAUCGGUUUUGGAUUGGGAACUUGAAAUAGAGGGCAAAACUUCGCUGUUGCAGCCUGACGGAAUGCUUCAAUCUUCCCCAAUACAUGUGUCAAGCUUACUCCCUUCUUCUCUAUUCUGAGCCUGUCCACGUUAAUGAUCCGUUGCAACUCAUGACAUUCGAAACGGAUUCGUAUGUAGGUCAUAUCUGUCCAUUGAGAUUUGUCAGUAAGUGGUACGGGUGAUGGGACACAUAGGUCCUUCUCAUCGAUGUUUAGAGGGAACUUGGUGGAAAAGUUCUCUCUGCGGAUAGAAAGACGGGGCCCGUGUGAUUCGCUUGUCCGAAUAUCCAGAAAACAUAGAUGGUACCAGAUCAUCCUCCGAACGUGAGUCUCAAUGGGCCCAAGACCAUAUUCUUCUGGGUCACGGUGGAAUCCCAUACACUCAGCCAAACGAAUGGCAGUCCCUACAAGAACCGAAUGGGCACGCGAGACUUCUGCUCGACACAUGGGAAUCUAGAAACAUAAUCUCAAAUCAACACCAACAAAAUAUCGGACGGUCGAGGGAGAGACAUGAAAGUAAAAAUAAUAAACAUAAAAAAGACAAAAGGCAUACCAUAUACAUCACCAAAGCCUGGAGCGUCUGGGUUUUGGUGGUCUUCAAGAAGUUCGCUUUCCCCAGAGCCAUUGCUGUUGCUAACUGGAAGUUUUCUAUGAGUUUCUUUUGCGUGACCCCAAAG